This is a messenger RNA of Aspergillus candidus, 490 nucleotides long. RefSeq lists its product as uncharacterized. The transcript has a single exon. The record is from RefSeq and is a predicted model, not a curated record. Bases 98 to 355 code for a protein of 85 amino acids. NCBI's taxonomy places the organism in Eukaryota, Fungi, Ascomycota, Eurotiomycetes, Eurotiales, Aspergillaceae.
UGGUGAUGCGGAUUCUUCCUUUGGAUUGACAUUCCAGUUUCCCCUCCGCUUCAUUCUCGCUUCAUUCUCCAUUCAUCCUCGCUUCAUCCUCCGCUUCAUGCCACCUCCAACAAUUCAAAUGGAGGGGUUCAGUCUCCCCACUGAAAUUCUACGUGGCAUGGAGAGGAGGGGGUGGCUGGAAACACCUCCAUCUCUCGAGGAACCGAGGAAGUAUGUCCCGCAAUUAAACCUUUGUUGCACGGAAACCGCCAGAGUUUCACUGUCCAUUUUGAUACAUGUUUAUUACUCAUUUGCCUUUUUGUUUAUUAUGUCAAAGAGAAUUCAAAUCAUCCUUGACCUUAAUAGGUACCACUAACCCCAGUACCUCGAUAUAACCACCCAGUAUAUGUUACAAUCCGAGGGCACCAAAAGGGAAACAUGUGUAAGCCAAGGAAAAACACCACACCACACCUCUUGAUCAGGUGCAACAAAUCCCCUGCAUAGCCUUUCC